Amorphotheca resinae ATCC 22711 is the source of this 1741-nucleotide messenger RNA. RefSeq lists its product as hypothetical. The transcript is spliced from 3 exons. The record is from RefSeq and is a predicted model, not a curated record. Gene Ontology annotation, molecular function: catalytic activity. The coding region runs from base 283 to 1446 and encodes 387 amino acids. Lineage: Eukaryota; Fungi; Ascomycota; Leotiomycetes; Helotiales; Amorphothecaceae.
UUACUUUUUUUUUUUCGUAUUCGGUUUCACAUUGCCCAUCCGCAAAAGUCUGGAUACCUCGGCAAAAUAGAGUUGGUCCUGUAGCUCCAAGGCACAGACCAGUCCCCAGAUAAUCACCCCACCUCACCCCACCCCAAUCCCCAUCAUCAUCCUUAUCUACCUUACUUACCUUGCCUUCCUUACCUUACCUACCUUACCUACCUAUUCCUCCCUUCCCUACCUUAUAUACCUACAUACCUCCAACGAUACAUUCUUGUCCCCAAAUCAUCUAAUAAUUUCAAAAUGUCACAACCGCAAACCCUCCGCCUCGGCGUCUCGCAAUCCCACACGCUGGCCAGCACCUCGUUAACGCUGCAAGCACUGGAGCGCAGCGCGCUCGCCGCGCGCCGGCAAUCGAUCGAUCUGCUGCUAUUCCCCGAGGCGUAUCUGGGCGGGUAUCCGCGGACGGCGACGUUUGGGGCGGCGGUGGGGGGCCGGACGCCGGAGGGGCGAGAACAGUUCCUGAGGUAUUUUAAGGGGGCGGUGGAUCUGGGGGAUACGCCGGAGGGGGCGGGGAGAAGGUGGGUGGAGAGGGAGUUGGAGAGGUCUGGGGAGGGAGGAGGGGUUAGGGGAGAUGGGACGAGGGAGGAGUUGGAGAGGAUCGCGAGAGAGUCGGGGGUGUUUAUAGUGACGGGCGUGGUGGAGAGGUGUGGGGGAACGUUGUACUGUGCCGUGGUGUACGUCUGUCCGCGCUUGGGGUGCGUGGGGAAGAGGAGGAAGGUUAUGCCGACAGGCAGCGAACGACUUAUCUGGGGCCAGGGCCAGCCGUCCUCAUUGCGCGCAGUCACAACGACUAUCCGUGGUGUGAAACUCACCCUCGCGGCUGCGAUAUGCUGGGAGAAUUACAUGCCGCUCCUUCGGCAGUCACUAUACAGCCAGAACGUGAACCUCUACCUAGCGCCGACCGCCGAUGCGAGAGACACAUGGUUGCCGCUGAUGCGGACUGUGGCUUGUGAGGGCCGAUGCGUGGUGCUCAGUGCCAACCAGUGCAUGAAAAAGGCCAAUCUCCCUAGUUGGAUCACGGCCGUGGAGAGCGGUGGAGCGAUCCAAGCGAAUGGCCCCGCCCCGCGUCCAUUUGCAAGGCCGCGGAGAAAAUCAACCAUCUCGGACGAUGGGAACGAGAUCGUCCUCCCGAGCCCCAUACAAGACGCGUUCAAUGAAGAAAUAUCCCAAGGGAAGAAAGGCGCCGACGAAUACGUCUCCAGGGGGGGCUCAUGCAUUAUCUCUCCCCUGGGAGAUGUCCUCGCGGGGCCGCUGUGGGACGAGGAGAAUGGGCUGCUGACGGUUGAUGUCGAUUUCGACGACUGUCUGAGGGGCAGACUGGAUCUUGAUGUUGGGGGAAGUUAUUCGAGGAACGAUUCGUUCAAGCUGACUGUUGAUGGACUCGACCUGAGCCCCCCGCCGUGAGGGUUGAUUUUAGGGUGUAGGUGUUGGCUUUGAUCUGUCUCGCUCGCAGGCGGAAAGGGGGGGUUGUUGAAGGGCUGAUUUGGCCUAGGGCGCUUCGACCAUAGUUCGAUAGUUCUUAGGUACUCUCUCCAUAGGUACGGUAAGCGGUCUUAAUUGAAGUCAAUGAUCAUGGAUGGUUAUCAUUACCCCAAUGAGGGGUAAUGGCGAGGGCAAUGACAAUCAGCCAUUAUAUGACCGACCGUAGCCUGACUUGUAAUCGAUUACGCUGGGGGUAACUCUUAAGGAGUGUCACGUG